Camellia sinensis is the source of this 3262-nucleotide messenger RNA. RefSeq lists its product as uncharacterized. NCBI's taxonomy places the organism in Eukaryota, Viridiplantae, Streptophyta, Magnoliopsida, Ericales, Theaceae. Gene Ontology annotation, cellular component: plasma membrane. The record is from RefSeq and is a predicted model, not a curated record.
CGGACAGAGCAGGGGAAGAGGACAUUAUUCUUUGUCUUGAUUCUCAUCUCUCUCUCGCUCUAGGGUUUUGAGACAGCCAUCGAUUAAAAAAGGGUUUAUAUAGUUAAACCUAAAUGUCCAUACAAUACAUAUACAUGUAUAUAUAAUAUGAGUCUCUGAUUAUGUAGACACAGGUCGAUCAAUCGUCUUCCUCAGCUUGUUUUGAAUCUCAUUUCUGAAAUUGCUUGUUAGGCUUAUACGCAUCGAGGACUGUGAUCGACCAUCGUAAUCGUUUUGGGUCGAGAUCAUAAUCCUCGAAAACUCAAACAGAGAUGGAUAAUGGUGGUGGAAUUGAUGGAGGAGGAGCUAAUUUGGCUCAGAAGUUCGCUGCCUUGGCUGUCACUAGUAAUAGUAAUGAUUCCCCCAAUCCUAACAACAACCACAACGACAACGAUGGAUUGUUUCAGGUUAUGAAAGCUGUUGAAGCUGCUGAGGUCACCAUCAAACAACAGGCGGAUGAGAACACUAGGUUGAGGACUGAACUUCAGAAAAAGAUGCAGGAACUUGAAAAAUUUAAAUCAGAUAACUCAACAGCUCAAAGGCCUAGUUUAGUUGAUAAUUGGGAUAAUCAUGCUCAAAGACCACUCAGAGCUCAUCAAUUUGACUCCUCUGUGGUAAACCAAGGAGAUGGGGUUAGUGGCACUGGCGGCAUUUUUCUAAACAAUCCAUCAGGUGCUAUAGUUCAAAAAGAUAUAAUGCGAAAUAAUGAGGAUCAUGACACACAAAGUCAUGCUGAAAGCCAAUCUGAGAGUAGCAAAAUCAAUGGGAAUUUGAAAGUGCUUUCUGGUGGUCAGAAACCUGUAGAUAAUGUUGGCUUCUCUCAAUUUUCAUCGCCAUCUACAGCAUCUUUUUCUCCCAACAGGCUUCAAAUGGAAGGAGAAUGUGAUCCACGGUUUAAUUUAUCUGGACGUGGGCUAAUGCCCAUUGCUGAAGUUAAUAAUACUAGCCUCUGGAAGCAGGAUCUUUUUGUUAGCAUUCGUGAACAAGAAGAAGAGAUUUUGCAGUUGCGGAGACAUCUUGCUGACUACUCAAUCAAGGAAGCUCAAAUACGCAAUGAGAAAUAUGUCCUAGAAAAGCACAUUGCUUAUAUGCGUAUGGCCUUUGAUCAGCAGCAGCAAGACCUUGUUGAUGCUGCUUCUAAAGCCCUCUCCUAUAGACAAGACAUAAUUGAGGAAAAUAUAAGUCUUACAUAUGCAUUGCAGGCCGCACAACAAGAAAGAUCAACGUUUGUGUCAUCUUUGCUGCCUCUUCUUGCAGAGUAUUCUUUGCAGCCGCCAUAUCAUGAUGCCCAAUCUAUUGUUAGCAAUCUCAAGGUUCUGCUUAAACAUUUGCAGGAGAAGCUCAGUAUUACUGAGGCAAAGCUGAAGGAGUCUCAUUAUCAAUUGGCACCCUGGCGUUCUGAUGUGAACUCAAAUUUUCCUCCACAAUCACCAUCUCACCCCGUUGGUGUAGCAUCAAACAAAAAUGUGCUUGAACUGGUGCCUCGGCCAGCUUAUUCUUAUGGAAAUGUACCAAUUACUUCUUCUGACCCUCAGACAACUGCAGAUUGGGAUAUGUUGGGACAUCAUCAGAGUGGUUUAGGUGAUGGGGUUGCAAAAAAUCUGGAGCCUGACGACAUUGUGAGGUAUUCACCUCAUUCAAGCAGGCAUACUGCAUCCCAAGAUGUACGAGCACAGCUUUCUGUUAGCCAGGGUGAUUCACAUCCUACACGUUAUGGUGAAGAAACCGCCACUAAACAGGUGACAUUUAGUGACACUGUUAGCAGCACUGAAAUGGAUGAGCUUGAUGCUGAGGGACAACAAAAUGAGAGAGACCCUUCUAACUGGGGUUCCAAAAACUCUCCUUUUUCAACCUCGCUUGAUGAUCCCACCUCCUCAUAUUCUCCUUAUUUAGCACCAGUUCUUGAAGAACCUUCUUCAUCUUUCUCUGAAGCUGGAGAUGACGAUCCACUACCUGCUAUAGAGGGCCUUCAAAUUUCAGGUGAUGCUUGUCCUGGACAUGAUCUCCAAGCAAGUGGAUUCUCUAUUAACGGAACAACCAGUUGUAAUUUUGAGUGGGUUCGCCAUCUGGAAGAUGGAUCUUUUAACUAUAUAGAGGGGGCAAAGCAACCUAACUACCUUGUUACUGCUGAUGAUGUUGAUACAUAUCUUGCUAUUGAAGUCCAGCCUCUGGAUGACAGGAAACGCAAGGGUGAACUUGUGAAGGUCUUCGCCAAUGAACAUAGAAAGAUCAGUUGUGAUCCUGACAUGCUUAGCUGCAUAGAGAAGACACUUUAUAAUGGGCAUGCUUCCUACAGGGUAUCCUUGUCGACUGGAUAUCUUGAUAUAUGGGAACCAGCUACCCUGGCAAUCAAGAGGGAAGGUUACAGUAUCAAAGGUAGUGGACCUAGUGGUGUUGUAGUCACCGAGAAGUUUUCGCCAACCACAAGUGUCACUAUUCCUUUUGCACAUCCUACAGAAUUUUGUAUUAUUAGUUCUGGGGUUGAGCAUAUUUUACGGGCAGAAAACAGCUCAACAAUGACGCAUUCAGUUCAACAGAAUUCUCUACAAAGCUGUUCAAGAGAUACAAUUGUUCUCACCUUGAGAUUUUUCAUCAAAAGGGCUGGUGAGAAAAGGAAAGGAAAGAAAAGGGGUUUGUUCUUUAAAUAGCGACGGCUUGGCAAUAUAGGUAUUUGUUGUAAAGGGUGGUGUAAUUAUUGAUCAAGCCGUCACCUGCGUUGUUGGAGAUUUCUCUUGUAUCUUGUGUAUGAUGUUUACACCUUACUACCGGCUCAAAUCAGCCCGAGUUUGAUCAUGCUCCCAAUGCUCCCCCUCUCUUUCUCUCUCAUGCCUGUGCACGUCUUGCAAUGUUUCCAUUCAGAAAUGUGUAUAACUGAGAAAACCAGAGAUUUAUAUAGCAGCACCGUAACAAACUGUAUUUUGUGUUCUUUGGUUGAAAAGAAGGAUUAGAUUGGAGAUGAUGAGUGAGGGAGGACACCGGACCAGAAUACUAGAGAAGUUGGGCGAGGCUUCGAUUUUUUUUUGCCUUUUUGUUUCGAUUUUUGUUCUUAUAUAUAUAUAUAUAGAUAGAUUUGUUUUCCCUUCUUAGUGCAUUUUGAUGUUCCACUUUAUAAGGCUAUAAAGCAUGAUGGCAUUGGUGUGCGACUCUCAUCUGUCAACUGAUGCAUUUCUAAAGUUAGUAAUGUUACAAUAAUUAAAUUUGAGUACCAAAAUUUUGAAUACUA